Aspergillus alliaceus is the source of this 960-nucleotide messenger RNA. Its product is annotated as purine-nucleoside phosphorylase. The transcript is spliced from 7 exons. Gene Ontology annotation, biological process: nucleoside metabolic process. Gene Ontology annotation, cellular component: cytoplasm. Bases 1 to 960 code for a protein of 319 amino acids. Lineage: Eukaryota; Fungi; Ascomycota; Eurotiomycetes; Eurotiales; Aspergillaceae. The record is from RefSeq and is a predicted model, not a curated record. Gene Ontology annotation, molecular function: purine-nucleoside phosphorylase activity.
AUGGCCGAUUUACGGGAAGACCCGUCCUCAGCUGAACGAGUUAGCGAGGCGUUUUCGUUCCUGAGGGAACAUUUGCCAACCCCGCUGCAAAAGCCUCAUAUUGCAAUUGUGUGUGGCUCUGGUCUUGGAGGGCUAGCAAAUACCAUCUGUGAUAAGCCACGAGCUGAGUUUGACUACUCUUCUAUACCGCAUUUCCCGCAUCUCACAGUCCCUGGGCAUGCGGGAAAGCUUGUCUUUGGGCUCCUAGAUGAACAUGUACCGGUUGUUCUGAUGGUCGGACGUGCCCAUUACUACGAAGGUCAUUCAAUCAAUCAAGUGACAUUCCCUAUUCGAGUUUUCAAACUUUUGGGAGUUGAUACUUUAGUGUUGACUAAUGCCGCUGGGGGUUUGAAUUCAGAGUACGCGGUGGGCGACAUUGUACUAUUGAAUGACCAUAUAUUCCUGGCAGGUCUAGCAGGAAUUCAUCCGCUACGGGGACCAAACGUCGAAGACUUCGGUCCACGUUUCCCUCCUCUAUCCGACGCUUACGAUCUCGAACUCCGUCGUCAUGUGCAUAAGGCCUGGGGAGAGGUGAUGCACGCCGAAAGACAAAGGAGACUGCAUGAGGGUGUGUAUGCGUUCGUAGGAGGGCCCAGUUACGAAACCAGAGCCGAGUGUCGCAUGCUUCACCAACUGGGAGCAGACGUAGUUGGCAUGUCAACUGUACCGGAGAUCGUUAUCGCCAGACACUGCGGCAUUAGAGUCUUGGCACUCAGUUUAGUAACAAACAAUGCUGUCCUCACUCCGGUUCCUCGUGGAGAUGACCGUCUUUUACAGGAAAAGGGGGUUAAAGAGCUAGAUGCCAUCUUGCAGGAGGGCAAGGCAAACCACGAGGAAGUCCUUGAGGCCGGCCGCUCAGCAGCCACUGAUAUGCAGAGGCUUGUUGUACAAGCAGUAUUGAACGCUUCCAAACACGAUUAG